AUGAACGCAAUGCUCUCCGGCAUUUCUGGCACGCCUGGGUACCUGGACGACAUCAUCAUCAUGGGUCCCUCCCCGGCUGAGCUCCAAGACCGAAAGUGCUUGAACAAGCAGUACCUGAACGCGUGCAGGAAUAUGGCUUCCGCUUGCGGGCCGACAAUUAUCAAUUGUUCCUUGCAUCCACCAGGUACCUUGGAUUCAUCUUUGACGCCAGUGGUCGCCAUCCAGAUCCCGAAAAUAUUCUUGCCAUCCAACGGAUGCCUGCAACCAAGGAUUUAUCACAACUUUGAUCGUUUCUUGGCCUGA
This is a messenger RNA of Dibothriocephalus latus, 303 nucleotides long. Lineage: Eukaryota; Metazoa; Platyhelminthes; Cestoda; Diphyllobothriidea; Diphyllobothriidae. The record is from the annotation of a GenBank genome assembly.